GCCCACAUGACCGGUAUCUGGAGAAUCACUGUUAAGGAUGGAUGAGAGACGCAGGGCAAGUUCCAUUGACAGAAUGAGAAAAAUGAAAACGAAUGCGCUUGGAAAUGAUCUAUUCAACCUUCCUAACCCCUACGACAGAACAUCCAUCUCGUCAUCAGCCUGAAUCAAGCACCAGAGCAAAGGAAAACGAAGCGUGCUCAACUCUACUGGCUGUGGCGCGUCCUAAAAAAAAGACCAGAGCCCCUUCCCCACCUCGCAAGGGUCCUCUCUCCCACCCUGCGCGUAAAUCACACGCCUCGGAAGUUUUGCAUUAGAGAGCCCAGCAGGGGAGGAAAUUGUCUGCAAGUAGAGAAAGUAGAACUAGAGCAGUCCGAGGAGAUUGAAAGGGCAAAACUAUCACGCAAGAAAACUGUACCUAUUACACCAUUCUUUGGCGAAGGUUAUUCAGCAGUUGUGACCUCUCCCAACCGGACACUCUACAAAUUAUUAUCUCUGGACUCCCAGCUGACACCCUGCCGGAGGCAAGAGCUACUAAGCCAACUGGAACUGUGCCUUUUCUCUUGUCAAGGUUUUUUUCUUACACAGGAAAAAGAAAGAAAAAAAAAGAUGAAGUUGGGCAAAGUGGAGUUCUGCCAUUUUCUGCAGCUAAUAGCUCUUUUCCUGUGUUUUUCUGGGAUGAGUCAAGCAGAACUCUCAAGGUCCAGAUCAAAGCCCUAUUUCCAAUCAGGGAGGUCCCGGACCAAGCGCAGCUGGGUGUGGAAUCAGUUCUUUGUGCUGGAGGAGUACAUGGGUUCAGACCCCCUCUAUGUAGGAAAGCUUCACUCUGAUGUUGAUAAAGGAGAUGGUUCCAUCAAAUACAUCUUGUCAGGCGAAGGGGCAAGUUCCAUUUUCAUUAUUGAUGAGAACACGGGGGAUAUUCAUGCCACCAAGAGGCUUGACCGCGAGGAGCAGGCCUACUACACCCUCCGCGCCCAGGCGCUGGACCGGCUAACCAACAAGCCCGUGGAGCCCGAGUCGGAGUUCGUCAUCAAGAUUCAGGACAUCAAUGACAACGAACCUAAAUUCCUGGAUGGCCCGUACACUGCCGGAGUUCCCGAAAUGUCUCCUGUGGGGACCUCAGUGGUACAAGUGACAGCAACGGAUGCCGAUGAUCCUACAUACGGCAACAGCGCCCGAGUGGUCUACAGUAUCCUGCAAGGACAGCCAUACUUCUCAGUGGAGCCAAAGACAGGAGUCAUCAAGACCGCCCUUCCAAACAUGGAUAGAGAGGCUAAAGACCAGUAUUUGCUUGUUAUUCAGGCAAAGGAUAUGGUUGGUCAAAACGGAGGACUCUCUGGAACCACGUCGGUCACCGUGACCCUAACUGAUGUCAACGACAACCCGCCUCGCUUUCCUCGAAGGUCGUACCAGUAUAACGUCCCAGAAUCAUUGCCGGUGGCUUCCGUUGUGGCCAGAAUUAAAGCUGCCGAUGCAGAUAUAGGAGCUAAUGCUGAAAUGGAAUACAGAAUUGUGGAUGGUGAUGGAUUCGGGAUUUUCAAGAUUUCUGUUGACAAAGAUUCACAGGAAGGAAUCAUUACUAUACAGAAGGACUUGGAUUUUGAAGCCAAAACAAGUUACACGCUACGGAUAGAAGCUGCAAACAGAGACGCCGACCCUCGCUUUCUAAGCUUGGGACCGUUCAGCGACACGACGACCGUGAAGAUAAUUGUGGAAGACGUGGAUGAGCCCCCUGUAUUUUCGUCACCCCUGUACCCCAUGGAGGUGUCGGAAGCUACCCAAGUUGGGAAUAUCAUUGGGACCGUAGCAGCUCACGACCCAGAUUCUUCCAACAGCCCUGUGAGGUAUUCAAUUGACAGAAACACAGACUUGGAGAGAUACUUCAAUAUUGAUGCCAACAGUGGAGUUAUUACAACUGCCAAAUCUCUGGAUCGAGAGACAAACGCUGUUCAUAAUAUCACAGUCCUUGCAAUGGAGAGCCAGAAUCCAUCUCAGAUAGGAAGAGGCUACGUGGCCAUCACUAUACUUGACAUCAAUGACAACGCCCCUGAAUUUGCCAUGGACUAUGAAACCACCGUGUGUGAAAAUGCCCAGCCAGGCCAGGUUAUCCAGAAAAUCAGUGCUGUCGAUAAAGAUGAGCCAUCCAAUGGACACCAGUUUUAUUUCAGCUUAACAAUGGAUGCAACGAAUAACCACAACUUCUCACUGAAAGAUAACAAAGACAACACAGCCUCAAUUCUCACCAGGAGAAAUGGCUUCCGGAGACAGGAGCAAUCUGUUUAUUAUCUGCCAGUCUUCAUCGUGGACAGUGGAUCACCUUCACUUAGCAGCACCAACACCCUCACCAUCCGUGUCUGUGACUGUGAUGCAGAUGGGGUAGCCCAGACCUGCAACGCCGAGGCCUACGUCCUCCCUGCUGGCCUCAGCACGGGAGCCCUGAUCGCAAUACUGGCCUGUGUCCUGACGUUACUGGUGUUGAUCCUCCUGAUCGUCACUAUGAGAAGAAGGAAAAAAGAGCCCCUUAUUUUCGACGAAGAGAGAGAUAUCAGAGAAAACAUCGUUAGAUACGAUGACGAGGGUGGGGGGGAGGAAGACACAGAAGCCUUUGACAUGGCCGCGCUCAGAAACCUCAACGUCCUCAGAGACACCAAGACCCGGAGAGAUGUGACUCCAGAAAUUCAGUUCUUGAGUCGACCGACUUUUAAAAGCAUCCCAGAUAAUGUCAUUUUCCGGGAAUUUAUUUGGGAAAGACUGAAGGAAGCCGACAUUGACCCCUGCGCCCCGCCUUACGAUUCCUUGCAGACAUACGCCUUCGAAGGAAAUGGCUCGGUGGCUGAAUCGCUCAGCUCGCUAGAUUCCAUCAGCUCAAACUCUGAUCAGAAUUACGACUACCUUAGUGACUGGGGACCGCGUUUUAAACGACUCGCAGACAUGUACGGAACUGGCCCGGAGAGUCUGUACUCAUAGCCCUGGAACGUUAGUUUGAAAUGUACUGAAGAAAAAGUAAAAGCAAAAAACAAAACAAAACACCACUACAUACAGAAAACAAGAACUCCACUUGCUAGAGGAAAUGGUUGUAAAUAUCUCUCCAUUUUUAACCGUUUAGGGUUCUGCCUUGGUGAAGCAUAUCUUCAUUAGACUUAUCCAAGGGACUGCACUGACCACAGACUGAGCAUUUGAAGGCUUUUUGAUAAAAAGAAAUGCUCAGUGGUUUGUGAAUAGAUAGCAACUCUCAGAUACCUGCAAAGGCACCUAACCUCUGUAAGUAGUGCCCUGUGUUGUCAGUGUUGCCAGGGUGUCCUGUACAUACCUUCACGGUACUGGCAGGGAGGGGAAUAAAACAUGAUAUGCCAGGAUUGAAAAGUCCUGGAACUUCUUGCAUAUCAAAACUUGGGACAAAUUUAAUUUACAGUGAUGCUUUCAGCUUGCUAGAUUAGAGCAUCCAGCAGAAUUUUAUUGCUGUCAGUUAGCAAAUACAUUUUAUUUAGCAAUAUAAAUAUUCUUAGAAAAUCCUCCCCAAUCCUCCAAUACAAGCCAAUAAAAUUUGUUUUAAGGCAACAUAAACCAUUGUUUAGCAAAUAAAUUCUGAAAUGUUCCAAAUAAGCAAAAGGUAAAUCAUUCUUAAAGUUGGCAGUCGUUUUGAGAUGCUUGUGUAGGUAUGAAGAAAAGUUGCUGUCUAUUCGUUGAUUUUUUUAUUAUCUCUUCUGAUUUGUACAGGAGACUAUGUUUUCUUUUUUAUUUGACACAUGGUGUUAUAUUUAUUUUGGACCUCCAAUCUCCACUCAAUUCAGGUCCAUCUUCCUGCCUCAGAAUAUUAAGCUCAUCAGAACAUGCUGAUUUUUCUCCAGUCUGAGCUACAUGGAGGAAAUGAAGCAUGGAAAUGGAAAAAAAAAAAAUAGUAGAGCAAUUGAGGCCUGUUGCUGUUCACGUCUCAGAGAGGAACACAGCUACAAGGACGUAUAAGUUGUUUGUCUGAGCCAUUAAAAUUUACAAAACAUUGAAAGAAAGUAUUUGUACUAUAGAAGGAAGAUUUCAGAGAGAAUUGAGAUUUUCUUUGAUGCAAGAUUGAUUUUUCAAGGUCAAAUUCUAUAUGCUCCAAAGACUUUCAAGAAUGUUUUCCCCUCACCCUCUAUUGCUGUAAAAAUAUUGAGUAAAGGACAGAUUUUUUGAAUAUAUCUUAAACAAUGUAAUGUUAUAAAUUUCAAAACCCACCAUUAAAUUCUGAUGCAAAUAUGUUCCUCAAGAAUUAACCAAGCACUGUAUACUUUCUAUACCUGUUUAGAUGUGCCAAAGUGAGGAGAAAAAUUAAGUGAUCACAUGUGUUUGAGAAAGAAGAAUUUUAUGACUAAAAUAAUAUUUCUACCUAACAUUAUUUUCUAGAUUAAUACUAGUUUAAUGUGAAUAUAUUCACAUAAGAAUGAAUUUAGUUUUUUCUUUCUUUUCUCCUUUUAAAAAAGGGUUUAUUGUUGGGUUCCUAAUAAAUCUACAGAUAGUGGACACUGUAUAGGAAACUGUGUUUCUAAAAGUGCUUCUUUCUGAAAGACGAACACUGGAACAAGAAUAUCAAUCUUUUGAUUACAUGAGGAGAAACUGUAGGAUUCUGUAAAAUUGCAGCCCAUCUUUAGAAAUGAAGUAUGUGAAAGUGGCCUUCAGCUCCAUCAAAAUAAAUAGUUCAAUCAGUAUGGUUAUCUGCAAACAGUCCUUUCAUUUGAAUAAAGUUUUAUAGACAUUGUUUCAUGACUAGAUGCUUCUUGCUGUAUUAAUAUAUAUAUGAAAAAUCAAUUUUAUAAUGGUAAAUGAUACUGUUCAUGACUUUUAGUCACGUGUAAGUUUCUCAAAUUAAAAAAGUAAAGCAUAGUACACUUACCCAAUUUCAUAAAAUCAGAGUGUGGUGCAGGAAUUAUAUAGGUGUUACAUCAGCAAGCUAAUGAGAAUAGUUUUUUAAUAAUCCCCUUGUCUGCAAGAAGAUAAAAUACUUUUAGAUUAUGAUAUCAAAACUGCUGAUUGUUGCAUAAAUAUAAGUUUGAAUGUAUUUUAGAAAAGGAACAUCACAUCAUUCACCUUGCUUUCUCUCCUUUUAAAUAUAUUAUAUAUAUAUAUAUAUUUUUUUUUUUUUUUAAUUUCGUUUUUGCCAGUAAUAGAUUGGGGAAAAAAGAUUCAGAUUUAAAUAAAGAUUUGAAAUUCUUGCA
Globicephala melas (long-finned pilot whale) is the source of this 5186-nucleotide messenger RNA. It is a transcript of the gene CDH7, whose product is annotated as cadherin 7. Gene Ontology annotation, molecular function: calcium ion binding; cadherin binding. Lineage: Eukaryota; Metazoa; Chordata; Mammalia; Artiodactyla; Delphinidae. Gene Ontology annotation, cellular component: plasma membrane; adherens junction; catenin complex. Gene Ontology annotation, biological process: multicellular organism development; cell-cell junction assembly; homophilic cell-cell adhesion. The record is from RefSeq and is a predicted model, not a curated record.